AUGGCGAGACUUUAAUAAGUGCACGUCAAGCACGCGAGGAAGUGAAAUGAUGGCCGCGGCUGAUGCGAAAAAGGUUUUGCAGUUAAAACAUCAGCUGAAAGACUCCAGUCAAGCACACACGCUGCUGAAAAUCUUGAAGAAACUUGAACAAUUGGACAUAACACUUGAAAUUCUGGCUGAAACAGGAAUUGGGAAAGUCGUUAACACCUUUCGGAAGCAUGAUGAGGCUGGAAAGUUGGCCAAAAUGUUGGUUAAUCGCUGGAAAACACUUGUUCCAAAAGGCUCUUUAAGUGCAAGUGGUGAACAGCCUGAUGACUUUUCCCAAAAUGAACAGCAUAACAGAGAAGUGGAGGAAAAGAGUAAACGAGAAAACAGCUGUCUUUCAGAGAGUACCAAUUCUAGAAAGAAGCCCAAAAAUGACAAUUCCAGCUCUGAGAGGAAAGCGUCACUGAACACAGACAUUAAAAGCGAAAAACCCCCCAGUAAAUCCAAAAUCUGUUUGAAUGGUGAGAAAAAGGAUGAGCCCAAAAAAGAUUCCAGUUCGAAUCGAGGCUCGCGGUCUCACUGCUCAGGCCAUGGGAAGGAAAAGACGAUCAGCUCUGAGCCAAAGUACGAAAGUGAAAAGAAUGAGAGUGUUUCGAAGUCACUUGCUAAGGUGACUAAUUUAAAAUCAGCUGAAACACAGAGAGAAAAGAGUGGAGACACAGGCAAGAAAGAUAAAAUGAAGAAAACCAAAGAAAAACUAGUAGUGAUGGAGACUGACAAGCAGAAUGAGGAUGGAUUUGAAACACCCUCCAUGUCUUUUGAAGCCUACCUGAGCUACGAUUUUGAGGUCCCCAAACGCAAAAAAAGCUUCAGUUCGGCUAAGAAUCCAAAGAAACGGAAAACUGCCCACAAAGAGAACUCACAAGUUCAGGAAUCUCGUGUGAAGACGAGCAAAGCUGUGACCGAAGACGCACUAGCAACGGCUCCUGAGCACUCAGUGAUGGACUUGCUUAAUAUUCCUCUGCCAACAAGUUUUCCUGAAUGUGAAGAUUUUUCUCAGUAUAAUUACUUCACUGAAAAAAAAGCUGAUCAGAAGGUUGUGGAUAUUUGUGAAGAGGUUCCAGUCUUCACUGGUCAAAGGCUGAAGAAUAAGAUGCAGGUGUACUCUGGUAGUAAAAUCUCAUACCUGCCCACCAUGAUGUCGCUGUACCAGCAAUGCAUUCGGGUGCUGCAGAACAACAUCGACUCUCUCUUUGAAAUCGGAGGUGUGCCGUUUGACAUUUUGGAGCCAGUUCUAGAACGCUGCACUCCUGAGCAGCUACUCCGCAUUGAGGAGUAUAAUCCAGUGUAUGUUGGUGUGACAGACCACCUGUGGGAGAGGCACUGUCAGAGGGACUUCCGGAACGCUCAGCUACAGGAGUAUGAAUCCUGGAGAGAGAUGCACCUGCGCAUGUCUGAGGAGAGAAAGAGAAAACUCCAACAACUCACAAAGAGCAUAGUCUCUGCUCACUCUGGCAAACCCAAAGGUCGGCAGGUGAAAAUGGCAUUCAUUCACUCGGCUGCUAAGCCACCUAGAAAUGUGAGGAUCCAACAGGAGAUUCACGGCACGGCCAGUCCCGUCACCCUGCCUCACCCCACAGACAAGCCCAGUAGUGUGAAAGCUCAUGAGAGUCGGGCCAAAUCCAGCUACAGUGAACCUCCAAAACCCUCCAACAACAAUUCCGGCCAAACCCAAGAUCCACGAAAGAUUAAAAGAGUGGCUCCCAUGAUGGCAAAGUCCCUGAAGGCCUUUAAGAAGCAGCUCACUCGCAGAUAAAUAUAGGAGAUUAUAUUAUAUUUAACGGAAAUGCACCACCCCUGCUCCAUCCACAUGAUCUAAAUGGUUUAGAGUGGUUUAUUUUUCCCCCCUCCCUAAGAUGCUUACAGGAUUGAAGUUUGAUUAACUUAUAUUACUUAUUUGUAUAAACAAUAUUGCACAUUUAUUUCAGAUUGUCUCUGUAUGUGUUGCAAUCAUGGCAGUUUGAAGUCUGAAAUUAAAACCAUAAUUACCUCGAUCUGUUGCGAUGGUUAUGAUGCUUGUCUGCUUGAGCAUAUACACAUCCUGUAUGUGUGUGAGUGGACCCUAAUGUACAAGCUUUGUCUCCAUCUAGUGUGUGUGUGUGUGUGUGUGUGUGUGUGUGUGUGUGUGUGUGUGUGUGUGUGUGGGCAGAAAUACAAAUUAAAGUCGUGUUCAACAGUUGUCUCUUAGUCCAGUGACCCAAAAGUGGGUUGCAGGUCUGUUCUGAUUGGAUUGCAGCGUAAAGUUACAUGCAGCUAAUAAAAUGGAACUAACCAUAUAAUUGUGUUUAGUUAGGAUAGCUAUAUAAAUAGUCUUGACAACUUUUUAACAGGAAGGAGAAAACUCUUUCCACAUCUUUUGUCGAGGUCAAAGGUUGUGUGUCAGGUCAUAUUCUUUGGUAUCAUGGUGCAUGUUCUUCUGUCACUUGGUAAUGAGGCUAAUCCUAAUAAAAUAUUUGGCCCAGUUUUUGUUUGUGCCAUGUGCUAGGUGGUUAAUAACUUUUUCUGCUGUUACUGUAUGUAUCAACAAAUGUUAAUUUUCCUAUGUCAUGUUAAUCAUUUUGCCUAUUGAUGGACCUGUGUAGCUCAUGUCAUGGUAAUAUUAAGUGUUUUUUUUUUUUUUUUUUUAAAUUUGUUUACUACUUUAAGAUGAAUACUGUUGGUGCCAAGUUGGGUCCCGAAGCACAGUUUUGUUUAGAAUAUCCUGAAGUUCAAGAGUUACACCAAAACGUUGUAACACUGAAAAAACCCUAAUAAGUUGGCUCUACUUAAUUUCUUGAGUAAACUCAUUCCCUUAGAAAUUGAAUGGAGUUCACAUGGUGGUCAUAUAGAAUUUAUAGAACUUUGUAUAUAGAAUAUAGAACUUAAAAAGUAACUAGAUGCAAGCAGACCUUGAUUUGCUAUUGAAAUAUUUUUGUUUCCAUUUAGUUUUGUUGUUGAAUUUACUCCAGUUUAGAUUUAUACAAUAACA
Messenger RNA from Myxocyprinus asiaticus (Chinese sucker), 3013 nucleotides. It is a transcript of the gene eloal, whose product is annotated as elongin A, like. Gene Ontology annotation, cellular component: elongin complex; nucleus. NCBI's taxonomy places the organism in Eukaryota, Metazoa, Chordata, Actinopteri, Cypriniformes, Catostomidae. Bases 47 to 1801 code for a protein of 584 amino acids. Gene Ontology annotation, biological process: transcription elongation by RNA polymerase II. The record is from RefSeq and is a predicted model, not a curated record. The transcript is spliced from 11 exons.